Molecule: messenger RNA, 926 nt
Organism: Myxocyprinus asiaticus (Chinese sucker)
Lineage: Eukaryota; Metazoa; Chordata; Actinopteri; Cypriniformes; Catostomidae
Product: pre-rRNA-processing protein TSR2 homolog
Exons: 5
Coding region: 33-584 (183 amino acids)
Biological process (GO): maturation of SSU-rRNA from tricistronic rRNA transcript (SSU-rRNA, 5.8S rRNA, LSU-rRNA)
Cellular component (GO): nucleus
Source: RefSeq, a predicted model, not a curated record
CGAUCGACACUUCUGGUCUGGUCAUUGUCAACAUGGCGCCGCUCACAUCUUCCACACGUGAGUUGUUCGUUGAGGCAGUUGGGGCUGUUUUGGAAACGUGGCCGGUGUUGCAGAUCGCAGUCGAUAAUGGUUUUGGAGGUGCACAUAGUCAGCAGAAAGCGAACUGGAUGGUGGACGUGCUGCAGCAGUAUUUCAACGACAACGUUGACCUACAGCAGAAUGAAGUGGAGGACUUCAUCUCAGACUUGAUGAAUAAUGAAUUUGACACAAUGGUGGAGGAUGGGAGCCUGCCUCAAGUGGCACAGAAGGUGUGUGUGAUGUACCAGCAGUGUCAGCAGGGUAAACUGACAGAGGUCAGAGAUCAAGUCAGUGAGCUGGCACUGAAAAAGAUAGCUGGAAGGGCAAAGGUCACACCUGCAGAUGAUGAUGAUGAGAAGAGAGAAGUUGAAGAGGCUAUGGAGUGUGAUGUAGUUGGAGAGGGACCAUCAGUCAUCAGUGCAGCAGCAAUGGUGAAACCUCCACCUCAGGCCACGAGUAAUGAGGAAGAGGAUGAUGGCUGGACUGUUGUGUGCAGGAAAAAGUGACUGGACUUCAGUAAGGACUGAUGGAUUUCAUAAAUUAAAAGAUAUUCAAUGCCUUCUGUCACUCUGGACUGUGACAGACUCUCAAAAACCCACAAUGAACUCUUGAACCCCACAAUAUUUGGGGCCUGACUGUCGCCUGACUGUCAUCUGACCAGUUCAAACACUUGGUGUUUGAAUGGACAGAUUAUCUCACCAAACCUAGGCGGUAUUGUUUCAUACCAACCUAAUUUAGAGUUAUAAAAUGUUGGCUACAGCCAGACAUUAGCCAAUGAAUAUUAAUUUGCAUAUGCUUUGUAAUUGGUCUGCUUUUAUCAGCGAUGCUAAAUGUAUACAAGUAACAGA